AGAUUUUCAAACAUUGGCCGCCGAGAGUUCCUGGAAACAGGAGGCUCUUUUCGGCACCUUCCUCCACGGACUGUCGGAGGGAAUAAAGGACGAGCUCGGGAAAUACCGCUGGACCUCGAUUCUCUCAUCACCCCUUUCGAUUAGGAUUGAUGUGCGCCUACGAGAACGCCGGUGUGAGGUGAGGUAGGGCCUCGGGAACACUCGUUCAUCUGUUGAUGUCGGUGCAUGCCCUAAGGAAUCCGAAAAUGUGUGUAUUUCCGAGGAGAGCCGAAAACACCCGAGGUUCCUCGAGAAUCAUCGGCGAUGGGUGAGUUGGAUACUCCAGAGCCCAUGCAACUGGGAAGAGCUAGAUUAUCGGUUGGGGAAUGCUUACGUAGGCUGAGUUCUAACUGUUGUCUGUACUGUGGAGGUGUGGGACAUUAUAUAGCCACCUGCCCUGUCAAGAAACCCUUUUCUUUAGUGGGUACAAGUACUCUGGUGAGCCAGACUGGGAGUUCCCUAAUUCCCAUCACCCGUACACAUUUUUUUGUAAUUCUGCUGUAGGGAGACCAGUCUAAGUCUCUCCGGGUGCUCAUUGACUCUGGGGAUGAUGAAAGUUAUGGAUGCUACCAUAAUUUCUGAAUUAGGUAUUCCCACUCAACCUCUCUCUGUCCCCAUGGAUGCAAGGGCACUGGACGGCCACUCAGUUGGAAGAGUCACCCAUAGCACAGUGCCUGUUCAGAUACGGGUUUCAGGAAACCACAGUGAGACCAUACAGUUCCACCUCAUCGAUUCACCCCAUGUUCCUGUUGUUCUGGGAUUUUCUUGUCUCCAAAAACACAACCCUGUUAUUGACUGGACCACAAGUUCCACCCUGUGUUGGAGCCCGUUUUGUCAUUCCCACUGCUUUAAAGCAGCACAGCCGUCCCCGAGAUGUCAUCCUCAGGGCGUAAGCAAAGCCUCAGAUGUCUCUGCCGUUCCCAUUAAGUACCACGGCCUACUUCUCUUCCCCCGCACCGUCCUUAUGAUUGUGCCAUUGAUCUUCUCCCCGGCACCACACCACCUCGUGGUCGGCUAUAUUCUCUAUCUGGCCCAGAGACCAAGGCCAUGGAAGAGUACAUUGAGGAAUCUCUGGCUACUGGAGGCAUCUAUCUGUCUGCAUCUCCUGCCGGCGCAGGGUUUUUCUUUGUGGAGAAGAAGGACAAUACCCUGUGUCCGUGCAUUGACUACCGGGGUCUUAAUGAUAUAACGAUCAAGAAUCGUUACCCCCUACCUUUCCUCGGCUUUCGAACCUCUCCAGGAUCGUUUUGUGUUUAUCUACCUUGACGACAUCCUGUUUUUUUCCCCGGUCUGCCCAAGAACACGUUCUCCAUGUCAGACAAGUCCUUCAGUGCCUCCUGGAGAACCAGUUGUUUGUGAAAGUUCACCACAGCACCCAUCCUUGUCCAUCCGGACCUGUCUCGUCAAUUUGUGGUAGAGGUUGAUGCUUCUGAUGUUGGAGUGGGGGCCAUCCUUUCCCAGUGAUCUGCCCAGGACCAAAACCUCCAUCCCUGUGCUUUCCUGUCCAAUCGUCUCAAAUCGGCAGAAAGGAACUACGACGUAGGCAACCGAGAGCUUCUGGCGGUCAAGAUGGCGCUGGAAGAGUGGUGGCACAGGCUGGAAGGAGCAGAACAGCCAUUUUUGGUUUUGACUGACCAUAAAAAUGUGGAAUUUCUCCGUACAGCCAAGCGCCACCCCUGGUGGGCUUUGUUAUUUACAAGAUUCAACUUUACCAUUUCCUACCGCCCAGGGUCCAAAAAAAUGUGAAUCCUGAUGCCCUCUCCCGCCUAUACAGUUCCUCUCCCACACCGCCGGUCUCUGAAACCAUGCCUUGCGGCUUCAGUGGGUUGGAGUAUUGAAACCCUGGUUCGCAAGGCACAAUGUUCCCAGCCUGAACCUGAAGGGGACCCGGCUGACCGGUUGUUUGUCCCAAACUCAGUCCGGUCCUGGAAUGGGCUCAUUCCUCCAGGCUGACCUGUCAUCCAGGUUCCAGUCGAACCCUAGCCUUCAUCCGACUACGUUUCUGGUCUUCCACAAUGGUUCCUGACGUUUCUGCCUUUGUCGCUGCUCAGAACAAGACCCCACGGCAAGCUCCUUCUGGCCUCCUGCAGCCACUACCGGUUCCUCAUCGUCCCUGGUCUCGUAUAUCUCUGGACUUUGUCACUGGGCUCCCUCCGUCUGAUGGCAACACCGUCAUUCUGACGGUAGUGGAUCGGUUCUCCAAGGCCACCCAUUUCAUCCCUGUCCCCAAACUACCCUCUGCCAAGGAGAUGGCCCAGCUCAUGGUGCAGCAUGUCUUUCGAAUCCUUGGACUCCCGGUGGACAUUGUCUCUGCCCGCGGUUCUCGUCUCAGUUCUGGAAGGUGUUCUGCCUAUCCUCCGGAUUCCAUCCCCAAUCCAACGGCCAGUUGGAGCGAGCUAACCAGGACCUGGAAACCACCCUACGAUGCCUGGUCUCAACCAACCCCACUACCUGGAGCCGGUAACUGGUCUGGGUGGAUUAUGCUCGAAACACCCUUCCCUGUUCAGGCACUGGACUCUCCCCUUUUGAGUGCUCCAUGCGGUAUCAGCCUCUACUCUUCCCUGAACAAGAGCAGGAGGUCCGCGUACCCUCAACACAGAUGUUCGUCCGCCGCUGUCGACGUACCUGGAGAAGAGCUCGGGUGGCACUUCUCAAGACCAACUCCAGGUAUCGUCAACAAGCGGAUCGCCGGACUCCAGCUUCCCGCUACCGCAUUGGGCAGAGGUUAUGGCUUUCCACACGGGACCUGCCCAUUCAGGUGGAGUCCCGCAAACUGUCCCCCCAUUUCAUUGGUCCUUUUCCCAUCUCUAGAGUCCUUAGUUCCACUGCUGUCCGUCUCUUGUUACCCCGUACCCUCCGUAUUCACCCUACUUUCCAUGUGUCUAGGAUUAACCCUGUGUGUCACAGCCCUUUGUCUUCUGUCUCUAGGCCCUCCCCUCCUCCCCGUGUCAUCGAUUGCCAACGCGGCAUACACGGUAAAACGCCUCCUGGGUGUUCGACCACGGGGCAAUGGUUUCCAGUACCUGGUUGAUUGGGAAGGUUACGGCCCGGAGGAGAGGUGCUGGGUUCCCGCUAGAGACAUCCUGGAUCCAGCCCUCAUCACCGACUUCCAUCGCCGACACCCGGUCAACCAGUAUCUCCAGCCCUGUCCAGUCAGCCCAGGUUUUACAGGAAGUGGGUCAUAAAAUCCAGUCCUAUCCAUUUAACUACCAGGGGGCAGCCAUCUUAAGUGGCCAGGAGGAGGGAGCGUAUGGUUGGGUCACUGUCAACUAUCUCUUGGAGAACUUCAUCAAGUAUGGCUUUGUGGGCCGUUGGCUGAGCCCGGGCAGACAGACGGUGGGGGCGCUGGACUUUGGUGGGGCGUCGACCCAGAUCACCUUUGUGACCAAGGAUGAGGUGGAAGAUGCGAGGGACAGGAUGAAGCUACGUCUGUAUGGCCAUGACUACUCCCUGUACACACACAGCUUCCUGUGCUACGGACGAGACCAGGUCCUCAAACGCCUACUGGCUCACCUGGUGACGGCUCAGGGUCACACAGGGACAGUGGCCCAUCCGUGCUUCCCUGCAGGCUACAGCGUCACCAUGAAGCUGGGGACAUUAUUUGACUCUCCCUGCACGGUGGCCCAGACACCCAGCUACAGUUACAAUCCCCAGGCAACCCUGUCUGUGAAGGGCACUGGCGACUAUGAUCACUGCCUGGGCAACAUUACUGAGAUCUUCUCCUUCCACAGCUGCCCCUUCUCCCAGUGCUCUUUUGACAAGGUGUUCCAGCCCAAUGUCAGUGGCAGCUUCAUGGCGUUCUCUGCCUUCUUCUACAUUCACCAGUUCCUACAGACUACUACAGGAAUCCCUGUCACCACCCCUGCCCAACUGGAAGAGGCAGCUCAUUCUAUCUGUAACAUGAGCAUCAAUGAGAUGUUGGUGCUGGCCCCAGAUCAGGAGCCUCGUCUGCAGGACUUCUGUGCUGCCUCUGUGUUCACCAAGGUGCUCUUCACGAGAGGCUAUGGCUUUGAUGAGAUCUCAUUUCCCCACAUUUCCUUCCAGAAAAAGGCAGGGGAUGCCUCUGUGGGCUGGGCCCUGGGCUACAUGCUCAGUCUGAGCAGUCUGCUGCCGGGGGAGAGUGUGGGCCUGAGGAAGGCCCUGAAACCUGGAGCCUGGGCUGCCCUGCUCUUCCUCUUCGUCCUUCUCCCCGCCACCGCCCUGAUGUAUGUUUCCCUCCAAGCCUGCCGCAGGAAGAAGAAAGGAAGCAGUGACACUGCCAGCUAAUCAUCAUAAGGGACUUCCAUUAAGACCUGCUUUCACUUUGUUUAGAGGAAAGACGGCAAACUCUUUGUAAGGGUGCUGGUGGUACAAUCCUGGACCCAAGAGUGCGUAGAUAACUGUAUCAUGAAGAAGAUAUAAUGUUGUAUAAAGUGUUGAUCAUCUUUACACUGAGAUAUAACAAGUGAGUUCUCCCCAGCUGUCAACACAUUUUAUAUAUCCUUUUUUUAUGUAUACUUUAACAAACUUUUUUUUUUGUACAGGUAUGCAUUGUAGGCUAUGAUUAAUGUUCAACAUCACUCUCACAACAUGUUACCCAACAUUUAAGUAUAAUUUGUUUCUGCUUUAUAUUCAUUGUGUAUUUUGUAUUCUGAUAACAAAAAAAUCAACUAUGUUUUGUACAUGGAGUGGCCUUUGUAGAAGAUAUGUUAGUAUUCAUGUGUUUCAUACGUCAUAUUGACUACAACUGACUAAAACUACAAGUACCAUCA
Molecule: messenger RNA, 4790 nt
Organism: Salmo salar (Atlantic salmon)
Lineage: Eukaryota; Metazoa; Chordata; Actinopteri; Salmoniformes; Salmonidae
Source: RefSeq, a predicted model, not a curated record